AUGGGUAAAGAAAUCCCUAAAGACAGUCCCAACAAGUCUGCACUGAACAUCAAGAAGUCUGAUAAAUUCUUCCAAUACAAGAAGCUCACCAACAAUGUGCUAGUCUUUUUAAUCAACAGACAGCUGAACAGGCACAGAAGUGACAUCAACCUGUCAAGGAGGCUGUGGAUGCUGUCAUAA
Messenger RNA from Saimiri boliviensis boliviensis (Bolivian squirrel monkey), 180 nucleotides. Its product is annotated as embryonic testis differentiation protein homolog B-like. The record is from RefSeq and is a predicted model, not a curated record. Lineage: Eukaryota; Metazoa; Chordata; Mammalia; Primates; Cebidae.